Ctenopharyngodon idella (grass carp) is the source of this 2783-nucleotide messenger RNA. Its product is annotated as pancreatic secretory granule membrane major glycoprotein GP2-like. The record is from RefSeq and is a predicted model, not a curated record. Lineage: Eukaryota; Metazoa; Chordata; Actinopteri; Cypriniformes; Xenocyprididae. Bases 374 to 2572 code for a protein of 732 amino acids. The transcript is spliced from 18 exons.
CGGAAACAUAAGCAUUAGUUGGCUUUUUUGAACGAUUCAUUAAACAAUGGAUCAAAACAAGACAUGACUUAUUGAUGUAAUGUUGCAGCAGGUUUGCAUAAAUAUGUUUUAGAAUUUAGCUGUUAAAGAAACAUUAGCUGAACGUUGUUAUAAUAAUGCAAAACUUGUUAGGCUUGUUGGCUUUUCUAAAUUGUCUUGUCUAAGUGAAAAGAUUCUCUACAAUUUGCUGUGUAGAACUCAUGUCUAUAUGUAAUUUUAAUUUUUUUUUUUUUUUUUUUUUUCCUUCACAGCCCUCCCCUUUGACCCCUGCAAUAACUACACUGUACUGGACAAUCCUUGGAGAGCAACAGACAAUCGAUAUACCUUCAGUUUGAUGUGUGACACUUCUGUCAACUGGGUCGGAUGGUAUCGUCUCUUCAUUCACGGCCAGAGUGUUCAUAUGCCAGACACAUGUGUUGAUCAGCUAAGCUGUGGCACUCAUGCCCCACUGUGGCUAAAUGGUUCACAUCCACAAGUCGAGGAUGGAGUGGUCACCCGAGGUGUCUGCGGUCACUGGAUGAAUGACUGCUGCUAUUUCCAAUCCAGUCCUAUUCAAGUUAAAGCCUGCCCAGGCAAUUACUAUGUCUAUGAGUUUGUUAGCCCAGAUCUCUGCUUUAAGGCCUACUGUGCAGAUGUUAGGAACAUAAGCAUCAACAAUCCUACUGUCACUCCAGAGACAACCAUGGCUGAGGCUGUCCGCAUUGACCCCUGCUACAACUACACAGCCCUGGAUGAGCCUUGGAGAGCAACCAACAAUAGCUAUUCAUUCAACUGUGAUGCUAAUGUCAAUUGGGUCGGCUGGUAUCGUCUUUUUAUUCAGGGUCAAAAUGCUCAGAUGACAGAAACAUGUGUUGAAGAGUUGAGCUGUGGCACUCUUGCUCCACUGUGGCUAAAUGGUCAACACCCAAGAGUCGAGGACGGGGUGGUCACCCGACAUGUCUGCGGCCACUGGAACAAUGACUGCUGCAAUUAUGAAUUUAGGUCAAUGAAAGUGAAAGCCUGUCCUGGCGAUUAUUAUGUAUAUGAGUUCAUCAACCCAGUGUUCUGCUAUACGGCAUACUGCGCAGAAGAGAGCACCACACACAUGACCACUACCAUCGCAUCAAGCCUUCCCUCAGAAGAGAGCACCACACACAUGACCACCACCAUCGCAUCAAGCCUUCCCUCAGAAGAGAGCACCACCCACAUGACCACCAUUGCAUCAAGCCUUCCCUCAGAAGAGAGCACCACACACAUGACCACCACCACCAUUGCAUCAAGCCUUCCCUCAGAAGAGAGCACCACACACAUGACCACAACCAUUGCAUCAAGCCUUCCCUCAGAGAGCACCACACAGAUGACCACCACCAGAUCAAACCGUUCCUCAGAAGAUAACACCACACAUAUGACCACCUCCAGUUCAAGUCGUCCCUCAGAAGAGAGCACCACACACAUGACCACCACCAGAUCAAGCCUUCCUUCAGGAGACCGCUGUUCUCAGCUCAACUGCACUGAGGAUGAACGCUGUGAAGAGAAACAUGGUGUUUACGGCUGUUUCUGCAAGGACAACCAUCACAGAUCUCAGCGUGACUCCUUUGAUUUCAUUGAAACCUGUGAAAGCAGCUCUGGCUCCAUGUCCCUGUCUCGCUGUCUGCUCUUUGAGGCUGGUUUUCCUUCUGACAUCUUACACCUCAAUGAUCCCAACUGCAGAGGAACAGUCCGGAAUGGCAGAGUGGAGUUCUAUUUUGACAACAAUGACCACAUCUGUGGUACAAGUCUUGUGGCCAACGGCACCCACUUCAUCUAUGAGAACGUAAUUGUGGGAGAGCCAAACACAGUUGGGCAUCUCAUCAGCAGGAAGAAAAUUCUGAAGCUUCCUUUCAGCUGUGUGUAUUCACAAACCCAAACACUCUCCAUGGACAUCAACCCUCUGGAGAGCAUUGUGCACAGGAACCUUCCUGCUGGUCAAGGGACCUAUCGGGUCAGGAUGAUUCCCUAUCUGGAUGCUGAAUUCUCUCACCCCUUCACUGGUAGUGUGAACGUAGAGCUGAACAAGAGUAUUUUUGUGGAAGUUCGUGUUGAUGGAGUCGACAGCCGUCAGUUUGCCUCAGUGAUUGACACAUGUUGGGCUACACCUGUGAAUGAUCCCCAUUACUCUCUCCGCUGGGACCUCAUCGUUGACAGGUGUCCCAAUCCAGAUGACAAUACAGUGGACUUGCUGCAGAAUGGUGUUUCCACAUCCAGCCGUUUCUCCUUUGGCAUGUUUAUCUUCACUGCAAACUCCACGAAGGUUUACCUGCACUGCGCUAUUCACCUUUGUCUUCAGACAGACAAUCACUGCUCAGUGAACUGUGACUCUGAACACCACGGGAGAGAGGGCAGAUCUGUGAAAUACCAUGACAGUGGUUCCAUAUCCAUGGGUCCAUUGGUGUGGUCUGACAGUAACAAAGAUACGCGUGUGCCACGUCAAGUGCAAGUAUCCAGGGCUCCAUGGCUGUGUGGUUCUCUGACUAUAUCGCUUAUAUCUAUGAUGAGUGUCCUGAUAUUCUCCUAGAAUAUUUCCGCUAAGAAUCACCAUCUUUUACACAUCUAGUCUAAUCUCUUUCUUAAUUAUUGUGGCACUGAUGCCAUGCUGUUACAAGCUUUUUUUCUAUAUACAGUAUGUGACCUUAAAAUAGUUUAUAGUAAUAUAGUACACUGAUAGAAUGGUAAUUUUAUAAAUCGAAUUACUAUUGUGAAGAUAAAGCAUAUAAUAAUGAGAUAAU